ACUUCAUUUCCCAUCAUGCACCAUUUUACUGCGCUUCCCGUCAACCAUCAUGCUUUGCGGCAGUCAGUGCUAGUGAGUGUCCGCCGCCGCCACGAUUGUUUGAGAGAGAACUUCAACAUGGCAUCUGAUGGACCCCCUGGAACAGAUUCCAUUCCGUCGGAUUUAGGCAGUGCUAUAGCAGCUUUGAACACAUGGAGCAACCCGGAGCUUCAAGCCAAGCUGGGGGAACUUGGAGCCCCCAAUAUGGGUCCCAGAGAGGAGCUGAUUGACAGACUGAAGGGCUACAUGAUGCAGACUGGGAUUCUCCUCAGCAAGCCUAAUGAUGACAAAUCAAUGGGCUCACAGAUGCCUGGUAUCCCUCCUCUACCCCCAAUGCCCAUGCCUCCCAUGCCCCCUGGUAUUGGAAUGCUUCAAGCUAUGAGCAUGAUGCCAGGUGGGCCUCCUCCUCCUGGUAUUCACAUGGGCAUGGAGCCCCCCGGGCUGCCUCCCCCUGGCCUGUCACAGGAUGACCAGCUAAAAAUGGUUCAGCAGAGAGCUGCCAUGGUGUUACAGCAGGAAGAGCGGGCCAAGCAGGGGGACUCUCGUGUCAUGGAUGAACAGGAUCUACUGGAGCAGCAGAAAAGAGCUGCAGUUCUGCUGGAACAGGAGAGACAGCAGGAGAUGGUUCAGAUGCAGCAGGGUCCAGGAUCCAGAGGCAUGCCCACUGUCAGCGUAGUGCGAGGUAUAGAUCCUCGUGGUCCUCUACCUCCUGGUGUCAGUAUGCUGCCCACUCAAAAACAGAGAGUGCCUCCUCCUCCAGGGGAGGACAACAGAGAGUCAUGGCAGAAUGAAGAAGUGAGCGUUAGUGGACCUAAGAUUCCUCAGGCUUUGGAGAAAAUCCUCCAGCUGAAGGAAAUCAGACAGGAGCAGCUCACAGACCCCACAGAGGAGGAAGAUAAUGAGGGAGAGAUGGACAUGGCUGUUCCAGUGUUGUCAGAGACAGAAGAAGAUGAUGACAGCCAGAUGUCGAAGAAGGACAAAAACCGCAAACGCAGGAACCGCAAGAAGAAGAGCAAGAAGAAGCGAGCUCAGGAGAAGAAGGAGCAGGUGGAGCAGCAGAAAGAGGGCAGCAGUAAGGAGAAGGACAAAGAAAAGGAUAAAGAAAAGGACAAAGAGAAGGAGCCUGUGGUGGAGAUUGAGUACAUCACAGAGGAGCCAGAGAUCUAUGACCCCAAUUUCAUCUUCUUCAAGAGGAUCUUUGAGGCCUUCAAGCUGACUGAUGAUGUCAAGAAGGAGAAGGAGAAGGAGCCUGAGAAAACGGAGAAGCAUGAUACAGCCAUCCUGCGCAAAAAGGGAUUUGAGGAGGAGAAGAAAGACAGUGAUGACAGUGACGAGGAAAUCAGACCGGAUGUUCCUAAACUGUCCAAGAAGAAGCUGAGGAGGAUGAACAGGCUGACUGUGGCUGAACUGAAGCAGCUGGUCGCUCGUCCAGAUGUGGUAGAAAUGCACGAUGUGACAGCUCAGGAGCCAAAACUCUUGGUUCACCUGAAAGCCACCAGGAACACGGUGCCGGUGCCGCGACACUGGUGCUUCAAAAGGAAGUAUCUGCAGGGAAAGAGAGGCAUAGAGAAGCCUCCAUUUGAGCUGCCUGAGUUCAUCAAGAGGACAGGGAUUCAAGAGAUGAGAGAGGCCCUGCAGGAAAAGGAAGAAGCUAAAACUAUGAAAACCAAAAUGAGGGAGAAGGUUCGUCCCAAGAUGGGAAAGAUCGACAUCGACUACCAGAAGCUACACGACGCCUUCUUCAAGUGGCAGAUCAAACCCAAACUUACCAUCCAUGGAGACUUGUACUAUGAGGGUAAAGAGUUUGAGACUCGUCUGAAAGAGAAGAAGCCAGGAGAUCUGUCUGACGAGCUGCGCAUCGCUCUGGGCAUGCCUGUCGGACCUAAUGCCCAUAAGGUGCCUCCCCCCUGGCUGAUCGCCAUGCAGAGAUAUGGCCCCCCACCCUCCUACCCCAACCUCAAGAUCCCUGGACUGAACUCCCCCAUCCCAGAGAACUGUACGUUCGGUUACCACGCUGGAGGCUGGGGGAAACCUCCUGUAGAUGAGAUGGGGAAACCACUGUAUGGUGAUGUGUUCGGGACCAACGCUGCAGACUUCCAGGCUAAAGCAGAUGAGGAGGAGGUGGAUCACACACCAUGGGGAGAACUGGAGCCUUCAGAUGAAGAGUCUUCAGAGGAAGAGGAGGAGGAGGAGAGCGACGAGGAGAAACCAGAUGAAACCGGCUUCUUCACACCUGCAGACAGUGGACUCAUUACUCCUGGAGGAUUCUCCUCAGUCCCCGCAGGAAUGGAGACCCCCGAGCUCAUUGAGCUGAGGAAGAAGAAGAUCGAAGAGGCCAUGGACGGGAAUGAGACCCCCCAGCUGUUCACUGUACUCCCAGAGAGACGAACUGGGCCCGUAGGAUCGGCCAUGAUGGCGUCCACACACAUCUACGACAUGUCAGGGGCAAUGCCGGGGCGUAAAGCGGGUGGAGGUCAGGAGUCGCAGGGUGUGGAGGUGGCUCUGGCCCCUGAGGAGCUGGAGCUGGACCCCAUGGCCAUGACCCAGAAGUACGAGGAGCACGUCAGAGAGCAGCAGGCCCAGGUGGAGAAGGAGGACUUCAGCGACAUGGUGGCAGAGCACGCAGCCAAACAGAAGCAAAAGAAGAGGAAGGCUCAACCGCAGGACACAAGGGGAGGAGCCAAGAAAUACAAGGAGUUCAAGUUCUAGAGCAGUGAGACAGAGCAUCACAACAGGAAGAGUUGAAGCAGAGUGAAGUGGACAAAGUACCACUGCACCGCCGUCAGAACAGGAAACAUGUUUUAACUAUAAAUGACCACAUGUUAUCUUGUGACACGUUUGUUCCUCUGUUGGAUCCUUCAUUCGUCAUCUUUUUUUUUUGUUGUUGUUUUGAUGGAAACCAUAUUUUUUCCCUGUUUUUGUAAAUAAAUGAAUUGAAGACAUGA
Molecule: messenger RNA, 2984 nt
Organism: Sphaeramia orbicularis (orbiculate cardinalfish)
Lineage: Eukaryota; Metazoa; Chordata; Actinopteri; Kurtiformes; Apogonidae
Gene: sf3b2
Product: splicing factor 3b, subunit 2
Exons: 22
Coding region: 16-2748 (910 amino acids)
Cellular component (GO): nucleus; U12-type spliceosomal complex
Source: RefSeq, a predicted model, not a curated record